Aspergillus bombycis is the source of this 675-nucleotide messenger RNA. RefSeq lists its product as uncharacterized. The record is from RefSeq and is a predicted model, not a curated record. The coding region runs from base 1 to 675 and encodes 224 amino acids. The transcript has a single exon. NCBI's taxonomy places the organism in Eukaryota, Fungi, Ascomycota, Eurotiomycetes, Eurotiales, Aspergillaceae.
AUGCCUUCUAUCAAACCCACUCUCCAUCCAUUACAGACCCCCCGGACUAUGGUCUUUCCAUCCGAGCUCCAGGAAGACUCAGGAUCUUCCAGCCUUUCAGCAGGCAACGGAAGGGGGGAUGAACCACUCUCGACACCUAUCACACCUCCUGCGGCCUACACAGAGUUUCUCAAGAAGUUUCAACCGAUCUUAUCCCCCAUCACUGGGGAGCCUGACUUUUCCAAGAUCCACACCCUGAGGGAAGGCCGCUCCACCACAUCAAACUCUCCAACAUCCCAGCCCGCAUCACGCCCAACCAGUGCAGUCAGUGGUACCUUCAGCUUCAAUGGUGAAUCGUCUCGAUCAGCCGCCGCUUCACUGCCACCACCAACACCGUACACAGCACCUUCAGUGAGAAGAGACCCGAGGAGCCUGCGGGCUUUACGCAUCCCGCCGCCUCCCAGGUAUUCGCCGAUUACUGAGGCUCCCAGAAGUGCAAACACCCUCUAUUCACCUUAUUCUGCGUCUCCAUCGGACUGGAGAAUGCGCUAUUGGGACGGCCCGCACAGCGCACUUCCCAGUGGAAGAUUCAGCGUACGGCAUGUCAUCACUCAUACCAUAACCUUCAAACGAACGCAGCUCGAGGACCCUCCUAAGGGAAAGCGGAGAAAGCGUGAGGACUCUAAUGAGCCUUAG